Messenger RNA from Pyrus x bretschneideri (Chinese white pear), 1569 nucleotides. RefSeq names its product cullin-1. Gene Ontology annotation, molecular function: ubiquitin protein ligase binding. Gene Ontology annotation, cellular component: cullin-RING ubiquitin ligase complex. The record is from RefSeq and is a predicted model, not a curated record. The transcript has 3 exons. NCBI's taxonomy places the organism in Eukaryota, Viridiplantae, Streptophyta, Magnoliopsida, Rosales, Rosaceae. Bases 328 to 1287 code for a protein of 319 amino acids. Gene Ontology annotation, biological process: protein ubiquitination; ubiquitin-dependent protein catabolic process.
AGAAAACCACGAGGACUUAAUGGUAACAAUGAAAAGCCCCAAAUCCUAAUUUCUCUCUAUAUUACAAUGGGGGUUUGAGUCUUCACUAAAACCCUCCCUGCGCGUAUCCUCUAGCUCCAGCUCUCAUGGCGUUUGGCAAUCUGCCUGCUAUGAAAUGAGCUUCUGGAUUCGGCUUUUAGCUUCCCACUUGAUUUACAGUUAUCUCUUUAAAUUACUUUUACCGUAGACCAAUAUUUUUACCAAACUGAAGAGAGAAGAAAAGCAAACCUAAAUUUUCACCGGCGAACCAGUUAAAGUUGGAGGAUAUUAAUUUUUUCAGGGACAACAAUGGGUUACCAAUUAAUCGAGUGGGAGCAAGGCUGGGACUAUAUACAGCAGGGGAUCGCAAAGAUGAACAGGAUUGUACAAGGAUCAUCAGAACCUCAGUUCACCUCAGAAGAAUAUAUGAAGCUUUACACAACUAUCUAUAACAUGUCUAUUCAACAACCUCCUCAUAAUUAUUCUCGGCAGCUUUAUGAAAAGUAUCGGGAGACAAUUGAGGAAUACAUUUCUUCAACAGUGCUUCCCUCUUUACAGGAGAAGCAUCAUGAGUUUAUGUUGCAGGAGUUUGUCAGAAGUUGGGGAAAUUAUAAAGUUAUGUUUAGGUGGCUGUCACACUUCUUUCGUUUUUCUGAUGACCACUGCAUCACUCGGAAUCAGACAUCACUUCCUGGGCCGAAUGAAGUUGCACUUAAUUGCUUCCGUAAUUUGGUUUAUCAGAAGGUAAAUGCUGAUGUGAGAUAUUAUGUACUUGGCCUUAUUGAUAAAGAACGCGAAGGAGAGAAAAUUGACAGAGCACUACUGAAGAAUGUGAUAAAUAUAUAUGUUGAAAUUGGAAUGGGAGAAUUGGAUGUGUAUGAAAAGGACUUCGAAGAAUACAUGCUCAUUCAGACUCGCGAGUACUAUUGCCACAAAACAUCAAGUUGGAUUUUGGAGUACUCUUAUACGGAUUACAUGUUGAAGGCAGAAGAAUGCUUGAGAAGGGAGAGGGAUAGAGUUUCUUAUUACCUGCUUCCAAGCAGUGAGAAGAAGCUAAUGGAGACAGUGAAACAUUGGUUGGUAGUGAUUCAUGCAAAUCAAUUGAUUGAGAAGAAACAUUCUGAAUCUGGAUGUGCUUUGCUUACAAUUGAAAAUUUGGAGGAGCUUUCUGGGAGAUUUAUUGCUAGUGUGGCACUGGAACAGCAAGUUCCUGCUGAAGGUUCGACUAUUGUUCAACAGGCUGAAGAUGCUGCAAUGAUUGAGGAGUGAGAUGAGUCGCACUACAACAAUUGAACGAUAAAAAAUGGUCUCCUGCUGAAUCUGCAGGGUUCUUUUUAAGCAUCAUCUGGCUAUCAGAAUUUAUGUUACUGAGGCCUCGUUUGGUCUCUAGGAUUGGGUUGAAAUGUAUAACCGCACUGGACUGAAGGUAUGUUGAAGGACGAAAUGAAAAAAUUGUAUUCAACUUGGAGGCAGAAGGUGGAUUACUCAUUGCCUCUACCUUUGUUGUAUCUUGAAUUUUAUGAGUUAUUCAAUCCAUUCCAUUUCUAGGCA